This is a messenger RNA of Tarenaya hassleriana, 2006 nucleotides long. Its product is annotated as transcription termination factor MTERF4, chloroplastic-like. Bases 181 to 1767 code for a protein of 528 amino acids. Gene Ontology annotation, molecular function: double-stranded DNA binding. The record is from RefSeq and is a predicted model, not a curated record. Lineage: Eukaryota; Viridiplantae; Streptophyta; Magnoliopsida; Brassicales; Cleomaceae. The transcript has 2 exons. Gene Ontology annotation, biological process: regulation of DNA-templated transcription.
UUCACUCUUAGUUCAACUAUAACGGUUUCUUAGCUUCUGGGUUCUCUUCGAAUUUAUAAAGUUCGAUGCUUUCACUGAAGAAAAUGGUGACCAGUAAGUGGGGAUUGUUUGAUUUCAGUGUUCUUCGAGGUUUUGGAGUCAUUAUUGUUCGUGUAGUUUCUGGGUGGAAAUUGUGGGAAAAUGAAGAUUGGAUUCUGCACGGGCUUUUCAAAACCUGGGUUUCUGCUCGUGCAUUCGGAGCUGCCAUCAUUUUUGCCCCUUAAAUCUCGGUUACUGAAUGAGUAUACUCUGUGCAAGUUGUGCAACCAUAAGAAGAAGAUUGGGAUGAGCACUAGACUCCAAUGCGCAAUUGCUGGCAGAAACUUUGCAUCAGAUUCUGUGGAAUCAUCUGUGUCUAGAACGGACAGGUCUCGAUCAGGGCGAAAGGGUGGGGCUUCAUCGUCCUUGUAUAGUCGUCCAAGUUUGUUGGAUAUGAAGAUGGAAAAGGCUGCGAACCGUACUAGGGUUUACGAGUUUUUGCGUGGUAUCGGUAUCGUUCCUGACGAGCUUGAUGGGUUGGAACUUCCUGUGACAGUUGAUGUGAUGAAGGAGCGUGUGGAUUUUCUUCACAAGUUGGGGCUUACGAUCGAAGACAUCAACAAUUACCCGCUUGUUCUUGGUUGUAGUGUAAAGAAAAACAUGAUCCCGGUUCUAGAUUAUCUGGGGAAACUAGGAGUGAGGAAAUCCACAUUUACCGAGUUUCUCAGAAGAUAUCCACAGGUUCUUCAUGCUAGUGUUGUUAUAGACAUUGCUCCCGUGGUUAAGUAUCUCCAAGGAUUGGAUAUUAAACCGAAAGACGUACCUCGUGUUCUCGAGAGGUAUCCAGAAGUUCUCGGGUUUAAGCUUGAAGGCACCAUGAGCACUUCAGUCGCUUAUCUGGUCGGGAUAGGAGUAGCAAGGAGGGAAAUUGGAGGUGUUUUAACUCGAUAUCCCGAGAUUUUGGGGAUGCGAGUAGCUCGAGUAAUUAAGCCCUUUGUGGAGUAUCUCGAGAGCUUGGGUAUUCCAAAACUGGCCGUGGCUAGAUUAAUAGAGAAGCGGCCUCAUAUUCUCGGGUUUGAAUUAGAUGAGGCAGUGAAACCAAAUGUGCAAACCCUGAUAGAUUUCAAUGUCAGAGAAACAUACCUUUCUUCUAUAGUCGCACAGUAUCCAGAAAUUAUAGGACUUGACCUGAAACCUAAGCUCGAGACACAAAGGAAGCUACUUUCUUCGGCCAUUGAUCUAAAUCCUGACGAUUUUGGCCGUGUCAUCGAGAGAAUGCCACAGUUUGUUAGCCUAAGCGAUUCACCCAUGCUAAAGCACAUCGAUUUCCUAAAGGAGUGUGGAUUUUCGGUGGACCAAGUGAGGGUAAUGGUCAUCGGGUGUCCUCAAGUUCUGGCUCUGAACAUCGGAAUAAUGAGGCUUAACUUCGAAUACUUCCGGGUGGAAAUGAAAAGGGCACUUGAAGAUUUGGUAGAGUUUCCUGCUUUCUUUACAUACGGGCUCGAAUCCACCAUAAAGCCGAGGCAGAUAAAGGUUUCCAAGAAGGGAAUCAAAUGUUCGUUGGCCUGGAUGCUCAACUGUUCGGAUGAGAAGUUUGAACAGAGGAUGAGCUAUGACACAGUAGAGAUGGAUGGAUCUGAAACCGAACCAUCUUCUUUCGAUAUGAACUCACUGACGCAACCGCUAAGAGAUGAAUCUGAUUACGAGGAAGAUGAUUCCGAGUUUGAGGACGAGGACGAGUAUGCGUGAUACAAAAGGUGGAAUCGGCUGGGGACAAGACAUAAGACAGGGCAUGUUGCAGGUUUCUGAUAGGUUUUGGACAGGGAAGAAAAAGAUGUGUGUGUGUGUGUGUUUGGUGUGGUAUUGAUUGAUGUUCAGAGGAGAAUUCUGUGUAUUCUUUAGCAGAUGAAUUCAUGAGGCUAUCUUUGUUGUCAAAUGUAUCCAUGUUGCAUUAAAUUGAUAAAAAGGAGACGAAUUAAUUGUUUUUA